Laetiporus sulphureus 93-53 is the source of this 516-nucleotide messenger RNA. RefSeq lists its product as uncharacterized. The annotation marks the transcript as partial. The transcript is spliced from 4 exons. NCBI's taxonomy places the organism in Eukaryota, Fungi, Basidiomycota, Agaricomycetes, Polyporales, Laetiporaceae. The record is from RefSeq and is a predicted model, not a curated record. Gene Ontology annotation, biological process: interstrand cross-link repair; double-strand break repair via nonhomologous end joining; protection from non-homologous end joining at telomere. Gene Ontology annotation, molecular function: 5'-3' DNA exonuclease activity; damaged DNA binding.
GAUGCAACUUCUGGGCUUCUUUCCUUGAUGGGUCUUCUUCCCGCGAUGACAGUAUUCUUUAUAAACGCCUGCACAUGGGGAUGCGAAGACAUCUUGAAGGUUAUCGCUAGAGCCUUCAACAGUCCAGUUCAUGUCGACCGUUACGAGCAUGCGGUCUUCUCACGCAUACCUGGCGAUCCGCUGCCACGAUCCAUCAUCACAUGUGAUCCUAGUGGCACACGAUUCCACGUUUGCGAACGCUUUGACCCAUACGAGUACGUCAGCCACGGGCAAGAAAAUUGUGUACAUCAAUCCCAUCAAUCCUGUCACAAUGGGCGUCACCAGCCGGGGGACCUCUACGUAAGGAAAACAAAGGCGAGGUUGGCUCAAGGCGAGAUCAUCAACCAUCUCUCAGUGCCUCUUUCGCGACAUUCGCCCCUGCCGGAACUGAAAGUGUUCGUCUCCAUAUUCAAACCGAAGUGCGUGAUCCCGGACACUCUCGAUCCGACACUCAAGGGGCUUCAUUGGGCGUGCAUC